Messenger RNA from Limulus polyphemus (Atlantic horseshoe crab), 831 nucleotides. RefSeq names its product histone acetyltransferase KAT2B-like. Gene Ontology annotation, cellular component: histone acetyltransferase complex; nucleus. The transcript has 6 exons. Gene Ontology annotation, biological process: positive regulation of transcription by RNA polymerase II; chromatin remodeling. Gene Ontology annotation, molecular function: histone H3 acetyltransferase activity. The coding region runs from base 94 to 831 and encodes 245 amino acids. The record is from RefSeq and is a predicted model, not a curated record. NCBI's taxonomy places the organism in Eukaryota, Metazoa, Arthropoda, Merostomata, Xiphosura, Limulidae.
ACAUCUGGCUUAGUGUUAAGCGUACAUUAUUAAUACUUAGCGUCGAGAAUUACAGUUUUGAAAUACGAUUUGAACAAUUUGGGAGGUUAUGGAAUGAUGAAUGAAAAAAACAUGUCUUCAGGCAGUGGGCCAACAGAGCCUUCUCCUGGUCAGUCACAGCUUAACAGUCAAGUGAAAAGCUCAGGAGGUGAAUCAAAUAGACAAAAUAAUCUUCAGCGUAUUGCCCAAAAGAAGGCACAGGUGAAAAGCUGGCCUAGAAACAAGAAACUGGAAAAACUUGCAAUCUAUUCUUCAUGCAAAGCAGAAGAUGGAUGCAAGUGUAAUGGAUGGAAAAACCCCAACCCUCCACCAAAUCCACCAAGGCUGGAUGUUUCCCAACCACUUGCUAGUUUGAAUGAUCCUUGCAGAAGCUGUGGUCAUGUUUUAGGAGCUCAUGUAUCUCACCUUGGUCAGACAGCUGAGGAAGAACUGAAUAGAUUACUAGGAAUUGUUGUUGAUGUGGAAAACUUGUUCAUGUGUGUUCACAAGGAAGAAGAUGCUGACACUAAACAGGUUUAUUUUUACUUGUUUAAGCUUCUGAGAAAAAGCAUUCUACAAAUGACUAAACCUUCUGUGGAAGGCCCACUAGGAAAUCCUCCAUUUGAAAAGCCAAAUAUUGCAAAGAGGCAUCACAAUGUGGUGGCUGUGGGUGUGUCUGAAACUUGCUUCUAUACUGGUAUUUUUCAAGACAUUUUUCAUUUUAUAGAUGGCUUUGCUACUGCCAUGUCCCUGCAUUUUGUGAUAGUCUUCCUCACUAUGACACAACAGUUAUUUUUGGGAGAACUUUAUUGA